Durotheca rogersii is the source of this 1917-nucleotide messenger RNA. RefSeq lists its product as uncharacterized. The transcript is spliced from 4 exons. Bases 1 to 1737 code for a protein of 578 amino acids. The record is from RefSeq and is a predicted model, not a curated record. Gene Ontology annotation, biological process: regulation of gene expression. Lineage: Eukaryota; Fungi; Ascomycota; Sordariomycetes; Xylariales; Xylariaceae. Gene Ontology annotation, cellular component: nucleus; cytoplasm. Gene Ontology annotation, molecular function: mRNA binding.
AUGGCAGAAAAUCAGCCCAAUGUCCAGGCCAUCCUCGCGGCCCUGGCAGCUGCCCAGAACGGUGCCUCGACGCCAUCCCAAGGCCAGGUGCCUCAUGCGAUUCCCGGAUACCAGUCAGGCCCGGCUCCCGGCGCGUACGCCAAUCUACCACCGGCUUCCCAGCCCUCCCCGUACACGACAGGAGGUUAUCCUCUGGCGCAACCAGGUCCUCCCGCCAGCUUUGAUUUGAGUGCCAUUAGACCAGUCAAUUCCGGUACUGUCAACCUUGGGGAUGCUAUUGCCCAAGCCAAGGCCUAUGCCACUGAGAAGGGCCUCUCGCCUUAUGAUCGACCGCCCUCGGGUGCCUUUCAGCCGCAUGAUGCUCGUGCCGAUGUUAGACGUUAUAGAUCAAGGUCUCGCUCACCAGCUGCGCGGCGUGAUGCGUAUCGUGACAACUUCAAUCCGUACCGAGAUGAACGUCGUGAUGAUCGUGGUACCCAUGCUCGUGACUUUGGUCGCGAUCGUUCUAUGUCCCCCGGUGUCAACCGUGGCCGCCCGUCGGGCGCUCUCUUCUCGCCUCGCGGCGCCAAUGGCCGCGAUCGCGGCAGCGAUGAUGACGAUUCUGAAAUCAUCGAGAUUGAGUCCAGCUUAGUCGGCCUGAUCAUUGGGAGGCAAGGCGAAAAUCUAAGACGGGUCGAGUCCGAGACCACUUGCAGGGUACAGUUCAUGUCCGUCUCGGGCGAGCCUGGGCCGCGCCGCCAGUGCAAGAUUUCCGGUCCUCGUGCUAAACGUGCGGAAGCCAAGGCUGCCAUCAAUAGAAUCAUCGAGGAUAGUGGCAUGGGCGCCCUCGCGAGGGCCGGCCUCGACAAGCCCCAGCACGGCCGCCGCGGCGAUUCUGCUGCUGCUGCUGCUGCUGCUGCUGCCGCCGCGGCGUCGGGCCAAUCUGCAUUGCGUGAGGGUGAGGACUGCAUGCAGAUAAUGGUCCCCGACCGGACCGUCGGCCUCAUUAUUGGCCGUGGAGGUGAGACCAUUCGAGACCUACAAGAGCGCAGCGGGUGCCAUAUCAAUAUUGUCGGCGAAUCUAAGAGCGUGAAUGGCCUGCGCCCCGUGAAUCUCAUUGGCCCGCACAGUGCGGCCGCCCAAGCCAAGGAGUUGAUUCUUGAAAUUGUUGACAGCGACAGUCGGAAUGUCAACCAGACUAGCGCUGAUACCGGCAAGGGACGCGCUCCGAAGAACGACCACGGCCGCGACAACGGCCAAGCCGGCGGUGACAAGGUUAACGAUUCCAUCUACGUGCCUUCGGAAGCUGUCGGCAUGAUUAUCGGGAAAGGCGGCGAGACGAUUCGCGAGAUGCAGAAUAGCACCGGCUGCAAGAUCAACGUCUCCCAAUCAUCAGGACCUGAUGAGGUUGAACGUGAGAUCGGUUUGGUCGGUUCCCGAGAUGCCAUUGCUCGAGCCAAGCGAGCGAUUGAGGACAAGGUCGACGCCGUGCGCCAGAAGAACGGCGGUAAUCCUGGCCGCGGAGGCGGCCGCAACCAACACCGUCGCGAUUGGGACAACCCCAACUACACACCCCAGAAUCCUAGCCACCAACCAAGUUCUACUGAUGCCCAACAGCCCGCAGCUCCUGCUGGCGCCAGCGACCCGUACGCCAUGUAUGGAGGAUAUCAACAAUACCUGACGUUAUGGUACCAGGCCCUUGCUCAGCAGCAGGGCGGCCAGGCUCAGAGCGAGACCCCGCAACCGCCUGGUGCUUAGGAGCGGAACCCGCACGGUUUCCGCCCGUCAUUUCCAUCUUGUUCUCUGGCGUACAUCUGUAUGACACCGGUUUGAGGCUACUUUCAGCAGGACUCGGAUUGUAUAAUCCGGUCGAGUCCCUUGUACAACAGUCUUCUAUACCCCGCUGUCAUCCCUUCUGGAAUUCGACACUGCUGAUAC